GCUCGGGACGCUGCGGUAGAUCCGGGCUUGCGGCCGCCGGCAGAAGCUGCGGCCCGGUGGUCCCUGCCGCGCGCCCCGAGCCCCGAGCGCCAUGCAGAUGUCCUACGCCAUCCGGUGCGCCUUCUACCAGCUGCUGCUGGCCGCGCUCAUGCUGGUGGCGAUGCUGCAGCUGCUCUACCUGUCGCUGCUGUCCGGGCUGCACGGCCAGGAGGAGCAGGACCAGUACUUCGAGUUCUUCCCGCCCUCCCCGCGCUCCGUGGACCAGGUCAAGGCGCAGCUCCGCACCGCGCUGGCCUCCGGAGGCGUCCUAGAUGCCAGCGGCGACUACCGCGUCUACCGAGGCCUCCUCAAGACCGCCAUGGACCCCAACGAUGUCAUCCUGGCCACGCACGCCAGCGUGGACAACCUGCUGCACCUGUCGGGCCUGCUGGAGCGCUGGGAGGGCCCGCUGUCCGUGUCGGUGUUCGCGGCCACCAAGGAGGAGGCGCAGCUGGCCACGGUGCUGGCUUAUGCGCUGAGCAGCCACUGCCCCGACAUGCGGGCCCGGGUCGCCCUGCACCUCGUGUGCCCCUCGCGCUACGAGGCCGCCGUGCCCGACCCCCGGGAGCCGGGGGAGUUUGCCCUGCUGCGCACCUGCCAGGAAGUCUUUGACAAGCUGGCCAGGGUGGCCCAGCCCGGCGUCAACUACGCUCUGGGCACCAACGUCUCCUACCCCAACAACCUGCUGAGGAACCUGGCCCGGGAGGGGGCCAACUACGCCCUGGUGAUUGACGUGGACAUGGUGCCCAGCGAGGGGCUGUGGCGAGGCCUGCGGGAAAUGCUGGACCAGAGCAGCCAGUGGGGCGGCACGGCCCUGGUGGUGCCCGCCUUCGAGAUCCGCCGGGCCCGGCGCAUGCCCAUGAGCAAGACGGAGCUGCUGCAGCUCUACCAGGUGGGCGAGGUGCGGCCCUUCUACUACGGGCUGUGCACGCCCUGCCAGGCUCCCACCAACUACUCCCGCUGGGUCAACCUCCCCGAAGAGAGCCUGCUGAGGCCGGCCUACGUGGUGCCCUGGCAGGACCCCUGGGAGCCAUUCUACGUGGCUGGAGGCAAGGUGCCCACCUUCGACGAGCGCUUCCGGCAGUACGGCUUCAACCGCAUCAGCCAGGCCUGCGAGUUGCACGUGGCGGGGUUUGAUUUCGAGGUGCUGAACGAAGGCUUCCUGGUCCACAAGGGCUUCAAGGAGGCUCUGAAGUUCCACCCGCAGAAGGAGGCCGAGAACCAGCACAAUAAGAUCCUCUAUCGCCAGUUCAAGCAGGAGCUCAAGGCCAAAUACCCCAGCUCGCCCCGCCGCUGCUGAGCCCCGCGGGGCCCGGGGUGGCGCUGGACUCCAAUGCCCACCACUCACGAGCUGUGUGGCCUUGAGCAAAAAUCCCUUACCUCUCUGAGCCUCCGCCCCCUAGUCCGGAAGGGCGGUGAGGGCGCCUACCUCACAGAACCGCUGCGAGGCUCAGAGGAGACGCUGUGCGUGACACCUGUGCACCUGUGAAGUGUUACUAUUGCUACAGUAUUAUUAUUGUUGUUGUUGUUGUUAACAAGCCGGGGCGAACAGUGUGAGGCCGGCAGGGCUAGGGGCUGAGGACCCGGCGAAAUGCGCUUUUUUUUAUUAAGGAAAAAACGAGUUAGAAUCUGGUUCCCCUUGGUUCCCCCUGGCCUCCGCCCCCGAGGGCGCGGGAGGCGGCGGGAAGGGGCUGGGGCCGAAGUGUAAAUAAACGCGUGUUCACACCC
Molecule: messenger RNA, 1767 nt
Organism: Lepus europaeus (European hare)
Lineage: Eukaryota; Metazoa; Chordata; Mammalia; Lagomorpha; Leporidae
Gene: B4GAT1
Product: beta-1,4-glucuronyltransferase 1
Exons: 2
Coding region: 92-1339 (415 amino acids)
Molecular function (GO): glucuronosyltransferase activity
Source: RefSeq, a predicted model, not a curated record